AUGUACGAAAAUCCGCCUCAGUGGUCUAAGACACCUGUUCCUCCUGGACCUGGGCGCGAGGACAACCCGGCGCGCUUCAACUGCACAUUGUACUUUACCAUACCUGCACAGAUGGACUCCAGCGUUUUCUUAUAUUAUAAGCUGACAAACUUUUACCAGAAUCAUCGUCGCUAUAUGAAGAGUAUUGAUUCGGAACAGUUGCUAAGCAAGCCUCGAACUGCGGACCAACUUCAGGAUGCCGAGUGCAAACCUCUUGGCAAAGACCCUGUGUCAGGCCUGAGCGUAUACCCAUGCGGGCUCAUCGCGAAUAGUGUCUUCAAUGACACAUUUCAAUCUCCUGUAUUGCUGGAUCAAAACAACCAGCCUCAAAGCACAUAUGAAAUGUCGGAGAACAAUAUUAUUUGGUCUGGAGAAGCCAAACGGUACAGGACUCCCACGUACAGCGCGAACGAUGUCGUACCUCCGCCUUUCUGGCAGGGAGCUGAAGGGCCUUUCGGCUAUCCGUCCGGACGCUACGAGGAGGGAAAGCUGUUCGAUCCUAGCAAGAAUGAACACUUCCAAGUUUGGAUGCGAACGGCAGCAUUCCCUACCUUCCGCAAGCUUUAUAUGCGGAAUGACACAGCGCCCAUGCAAGCUGGUCGAUAUUCCCUACUCGUCGGUGACAAUUACCCAGUGGACAUGUAUGGUGGGACCAAAUCUAUUGUUAUCAGCACAGCGUCAUGGAUCGGAGGGCGCAGUUUUAUGAUUGGCUUGUCGCAUAUUGCUGUCGCCGCAUUGUGUUUCGCGCUCGGUAUCGUGCUCACGGCAAAGCAGAUUAUCAAGCCGCGACGCGUGGGAGAUACGAGCUUCCUAAGCUGGAACAAGCCCCACAAACAACAUUAA
This is a messenger RNA of Malassezia sympodialis ATCC 42132, 882 nucleotides long. It is a transcript of the gene CDC50, whose product is annotated as aminophospholipid translocase regulatory protein CDC50. The record is from RefSeq and is a predicted model, not a curated record. Gene Ontology annotation, cellular component: Golgi apparatus; endoplasmic reticulum; plasma membrane. Lineage: Eukaryota; Fungi; Basidiomycota; Malasseziomycetes; Malasseziales; Malasseziaceae.